Molecule: messenger RNA, 1215 nt
Organism: Penicillium canescens
Lineage: Eukaryota; Fungi; Ascomycota; Eurotiomycetes; Eurotiales; Aspergillaceae
Exons: 2
Coding region: 1-1215 (404 amino acids)
Biological process (GO): glucan catabolic process
Cellular component (GO): extracellular region; cell surface
Molecular function (GO): glucan exo-1,3-beta-glucosidase activity
Source: RefSeq, a predicted model, not a curated record
AUGCGCGCUCACCUUCCAUUGGCAGCUCUCUUCUUGAGCAACCUAGCAACAGCCAUCCCAACCAAGCAAACCAACCAACACCAGCAAACCCACAAUGCCAACACCGAUACCGACACCCACAAAUACAUAAACUGGCGCACGUUCACAGGCUACGGCGUAAACCUAGGCGGCUGGCUAAUCCAAGAAUCAACAAUCGACACAGCAUGGUGGAAGACACACGCCGGCAACGCCAGCGACGAAUGGACAAUGUGCCAGAACCUUGGAUCCCAAUGCGGACCAGUCCUCGAAAAGCGCUACAGCACCUGGAUAAAGACCAGCGACAUUGACACACUCGCCUCAGCAGGCGUAACAAUCCUCCGCAUACCCACAACCUACGCAGCCUGGAUCGUCCUCCCCGGUUCAGCGCAUUACCACGGACAGCAACAGGCUCAUCUGCGCCGGAUUGCGGAAUACGCUAUUAAAAGGCAUGGCAUGCACGUCGUUAUCGAUAUCCACUCUUUACCUGGCGGUACGAAUGGCCUUGAUAUCGGUGAGGCGGUUGGGCAUUGGGGGUGGUAUGAUAAUAGUACCGCGCUGGAGUGGUCUUUGCGCGCUGUUGAUGCUGUCCUUGAGUUCAUUGUGGACUCUGAUGUGCCGUGGGGAUAUACGCUUGAGCCUAUCAACGAGCCGGUUGAUAAUCGGGAUUUCUCGACGUUCGGCACGCCGGCUGCGUUGAGUGAGAAAGGAGCGAAGUGGUUGGUUAAGUAUAUUCGGGCUGUGAUUAACCGGGUUGAACGGGUUGAUCGUCGUAUUCCGGUUAUGAUUCAGGGGAGUUUUAAGCCAGAGAGGUAUUGGAGUGGGUUCUUCGAUGGUGGGAGUAAUAUUGUGUUUGAUGCGCAUCAUUACUAUUUCCAGUAUGAGAAUGCUACGAGUGCGAAUCUUGGGACGUUUGUUUGUGACGAUGCACGCGAUACCGUGUCUGAUGGAAAGUUUCCGGUUUUUGUUGGCUGGGGGUGGGAAUCAAUUGGCUUUGAGGGGAGAGAGAGUCUUAAGGCUGGGUUGUCGGCUUGGGCGCAGUUUACUCAGGGGAGUACGUUCUGGACGGCCAAGUUUCAUAGUAAUGUUUCGGUGGCUGGGGGUGCUGGGAAGGGGGUGAAACAGGAUUAUUGGAGUUUUGAGGAGAUGAUUCAGGCUGGAUAUUUGGAUGGGGAGGUUUUGCAGAAGGAUUAUUGUUGA